AUGGGAAAUAGCCCGUCUAAAAAUGAUCCUCUGCCGACUAAUUCAUCUGCUAAUCAAACAUUAAAUCAAUCAACAAGCUCCAAUGGGGAGUUAGAAUCAGAUGAAUCCAUACCCCCGCUAUCGGGUUUAUCUGGUAAUAAAUUAAAUGGAAGUUCCAAAACUUCCGCCAUCAAAAUUGUUAAUAAAAACGAUAACAAAUUCAAUUCCAAUUAUUAUAAUACCAAUAGCAACACCCCAUCCAGCAUUUAUAAGAAAAACGGCGUACAAAUAUCACCUAAGAAGAAUAGUAAGUCGAAUGGGAAUCAUGAUUUAGCACUAGACUUGGAAAUAGGGGUAUCUAUGGCGAAAUUGUUGAGCAAUAGCUCACCAUCUGCGCCAGGCAGUAACAAGUUGUCAUUACCUUCUCAGCAAGAAUAUAGUUCAUCAUUUGAUAGCGAAAAGUCCGAGGUCUCAACAGUAUCUCCUGUGUUUACCACGUUGGGUGAAUACAAGGACGAAGAUCUGUUACUGUCUUUGGGAUCUUCAGGGCCAAAUGAUAACUUUGGUGUUGUCAAGGGCGACUUAGACUUAGAUACAAUUGUGGAAAUAUCAUUGGAAUCAACUCCUGAACCCCGGAAAGUUCCUGAUAAAAGUAUCGACCAACCUAAAAAACACUUAGAUACGCAGAUUAGCCUGACUAGCUCUACUUCUUCAUUACAAUCACCAGUGGAAAAUUCAAACGUCAAGAGACCUCAAGUCAAUGUUGACGAGAUUAUCGACAGAUUAUUAGAAAUUGGUUUGAAAAGACCAAAUAAUUCGUCGGCGAAUUCGUCACGUAAGAAUAAGGACAAGUUACCGUUGACUUCUCAGGAAAUCAAGUACGUUUUGAAUAAGUCUCGUUCAAUUUUCUUAGAUCAACCAACACUUUUAAGAUUGUCACCGCCUGUAAAAAUUGUUGGUGAUAUCCAUGGUCAAUUUCAUGAUCUAAUCAGAAUUUUUAAUAGCUGUGGUUAUCCUCCUUAUACAAAUUAUUUAUUCUUAGGUGAUUAUGUUGAUCGUGGAUAUAAAUCUUUAGAAACCAUUUUGCUUUUAUUGUGCUACAAAAUAAAGUACCCUGAAAACUUCUUCAUGUUGAGAGGUAAUCAUGAGUCUGCAAACAUUACUAAAAUUUAUGGGUUUUAUGAUGAGUGCAAGAGAAGGUUACCUAGCAUUUCAGGCAAUCAUAAACUAUGGAAAACUUUCGUUGAUGUCUUCAACGCUUUGCCAAUAGCGGCCACCAUUAAUGAUAAAAUAUUUUGCAUUCAUGGUGGUCUAUCUCCAGACUUAGCUGAUUUGAAGCAAAUUGAAAAUAUUAAAAGACCAACUGAUAUCCCUGAUAAUGGGUUAUUGGCUGAUUUAUUAUGGUCUGAUCCUGAUCCUCUGAUUAAGAAUUUUUCCCCAACUAACUGGCCCAAAAAUGACCGAGGGGUUUCUUACUGUUUUGGAAAAAAGCAUGUCGAUUACUUCUGUUUGAAAUUUAAAAUGGAUUUGAUUGUGAGAGGUCAUAUGGUGGUUGAAGACGGCUACGAAUUCUUUGAUAAAAGAAAAUUGGUCACUGUUUUCCUGGCUCCUAAUUAUUGUGGUGAGUUUGAUAAUUAUGGAGCCAUUAUGAGUGUUGAUAAAUCACUAUGUUGUUCUUUUGAGUUGAUUAAACCACAAUAA
This is a messenger RNA of Debaryomyces hansenii CBS767, 1680 nucleotides long. It is a transcript of the gene SAL6, whose product is annotated as Sal6p. The record is from RefSeq and is a predicted model, not a curated record. Gene Ontology annotation, molecular function: protein serine/threonine phosphatase activity. NCBI's taxonomy places the organism in Eukaryota, Fungi, Ascomycota, Pichiomycetes, Serinales, Debaryomycetaceae. Gene Ontology annotation, cellular component: nucleus; cytoplasm. Bases 1 to 1680 code for a protein of 559 amino acids. The transcript has a single exon.